Daldinia caldariorum is the source of this 2094-nucleotide messenger RNA. RefSeq lists its product as uncharacterized. Gene Ontology annotation, biological process: protein polyubiquitination. The record is from RefSeq and is a predicted model, not a curated record. Lineage: Eukaryota; Fungi; Ascomycota; Sordariomycetes; Xylariales; Hypoxylaceae. Bases 241 to 1980 code for a protein of 579 amino acids. The transcript is spliced from 3 exons. Gene Ontology annotation, molecular function: metal ion binding; ubiquitin protein ligase activity.
GCUUGCUGCGACCAGGUUGUCGUCGACGCGCCCCUCCUAAAAUCCUCCCACGUCUCGCUACCACCAUCGCCGUUUAUUACCUACCAUUCUACCCACUAACUGGUAUUAUUGUCACUAUUAUCGCCCGUAUUAUUACUGCAACCUCUACAACUUAUUUCUUCCCUUCUCUUCCCUUCCCUCUUCUUCCCCCGUCGCAUUUAAAUUCUCUACCCGAUCGCAGCUACCGUUGCUACCUCUAAAAUGUCCGAGUAUCGUCAUAUGAGGUCCGGUAGCUUAAACAUUCCAUCCCAGGCAAAUACAAUGAGUCCGAUAGUUCCCUCACACGGCCGCUUCGAUGGCCCGAGGAGUCCACCGAACACGUCGCACGUACCGUGUAAAUUCUUUAGACAAGGCGCAUGUCAGGCUGGUUCCGCGUGUCCCUUCAGUCACGAUCUGGGUACUGCCUCGGAAACGGUGUGCAAGUACUUCGCUAAGGGCAAUUGCAAGUUCGGACCUAAAUGCGCCAAUGUUCACGUCCUCGCCGACGGUCGGCGAAUCAACUACGGUAAAAAUGGUAUCACCAUCGGCCAGCCCAUCCACCUCGGUGGCCGAGUCAAUCCAAGCUACAAUUCCUCCAACAGCGCUUUAACGAAUUCAUUUAUGCGCGCCGACACCAAUCCAUCAUAUGGAAACGCAUACGGCUUUCCAAUGUCACCGAGCGAGACUUAUCAAUCCAUUGAUCGACGAUCGAGCUUAGAAAACGUGCCUACCAUCGAUACUACAUAUUCCCAUACUAGCUCUCAGUAUGGCUCACCACGAGAAGAGGACCCGGCCCGCCUCGGCCUAGGUCUCUCGCCCGUAACUGCUAAGGGCUUAUCCGUACUCGACGCCCCUCUUCCAGCAUCCUUCGAUUCGAAUGGUAUCUCGAAUGCCGCCAGAUAUCCCGGAGGGCCGUGGCCAUCUUCGGUGCCCUCGCAAUUCGGACUCGACUCCCCAUCACCAUCUCUGAACGCGGCUAAGGAUUCGAGAACCUCAGAAACUCUUAAGCUCUUACACCACUCGGCAUUCGGCAGCAAUGAUCACCUUUCUUCCGUUGCGGCUGGUUCCUCGCCUCCGACUCAACCGUCCGACGAAUAUUUUGGCAGACGUCAGAUGCACUCGAGCCGCUAUGCUAAACCUAAGAUGCUUAGCAGUAGCGCGCCCCGUGCUAUCGUCGGUGCCAUCGACCGAGAUUGGGAGUCGGAAUUUCCUUUCCUGGAGGAGGAUUAUUUGCCUGACAAUCUGAAAGACCUGUUAACCCCGGCCGAGAAAGCACGACGCGGUUCGCGAGCCGCUGAUGAAGACUCUAACGGCCACAGGGGAAAUGGUACGUCGCCCAGUAUCGCGGGGAUGAGUGGCACGGGGACACCCAACGGUGAGGUAAGCUCGAAAUUCGGCAGCCCCAUGGCGUCGAGUCCAAGUCGGUGGGGACCGCUGUUCCAACGACAGCACGAGGAACACGAGGCGAAGAAGCAUGCUGCAGCAGCUAGCGCAGGUGCAUUUGGACACGUCGGAAGUCCUCUUCGCCAAUCCAGCCUCAGUGCCAAUGUUGUGCGACCACACAAUUCGAGCCGGUCCAGUAGCAUCGAGGGUUUAAGUGCCUUGUCUCAGCAGCUGCAACGCACACGCAUCGACAGCAACGGAGGUGAAUCACCACUAUUGCAUCCCAAUUCCCAUACGUCACGACCGUCAAACGGCCGAGCUGGCGAACGCCACGUCAGCAGUGGCUCCAUCAGCUCUAGCGCUCGGUACACCACCCCCAUAGGGGAAGAGGAUGGCGAAUUCGUAUUUAGCAUGGACGAAGAUGGCGAUCGGGAUAGCACCAUAAGGGCGCGAAAGCGAAUGUCCGGCGUGGGCACGGCUAUGAGCGUCUGGAGCUCCAGUUACGCUGGUGUAGCCGCAGGGCCCGGGAAGAAGGACGAUGGCGCUGCGAGAGUGGUUGAGGGUGUCGGUGGCCGGUAAAGCGAUACUGAGUCGAGGAGGUAAUUCCAGGAUAUAAAUGACGCAUUGUCUCGUGAGGAUACCAAUGAAGAUCCAAGAAAGAUAUAUCCGGUCCUUCUACGAAAGCAUUUCGAA